CCCCGUAUAUAAGCGCGCGGGCGCCGGUCACACCAUCACACAACCUCCGACCACCAGAAAAACACAACCACCAAAAUGGCAAAGUGGAGCAUCAUCGCGUUGGCGAUUUUCGGCUGCGCAGUGGCUGAGCCCCCAGUAGGGUACAGCUACUCGGCCCCGUCCUCCCUCGUCGUGGUCGGAGGCGGCCACAGCUCCGGCGGCCUGAGCCACGGUGGCCAUUACACCCCCGUGCCUGUCGGCCACCAGACCUCAGAAGGCUACCACGUCGACCCUCAUCUACUGGAGAAGAUCAAGCACAUCAUCCUCAAGGACGAAAUCCAGAACCAGGCCUACCAAUCCGCUUCCUCCGGCCACGGUCACGGACACGGCCACGGCAUCUCCUCGCACUACGGACCUCCCGCGCCCGUGUACGGCGUGCCCCAGGACAGAAUCGUAGGAAUCGAGCUUGACCACGUUCAGCAGGGCAUCCAAGUCGCUCAGUACCACCAGGCUGAGGAAGGCUACGCCGGCGGCUACGCUGGUGGCUACGCUGGCGGUUACUCCGGCUACUCGAGCGGCGGCCACGGUGGCUACUCGAGCGGCGGCCACGGUGGCUACUCCAGCGGAGGUCAUGGCGGUUUCUCCAGCGGUGGUCAUGGCGGUUUCUCCAGCGGUGGUCACGCUUCCAUCUCUUAUUCCGCGCCCUCCAUCGCCUACACGACCAUCGGCGUCCCCUCAGGAUCUUACGGCGUCCCCUCACCCUCAUCCUCGUACGGUGCGCCCCACCAUUAAACGAACCUCAAAUCAUAGUCAUCUCACCCCAUUAAUGUUAAAACUCAUGUGAUCGCAUCUAGAGUAUGUAUUAUAUUUGUUGAUAAUGUAAGUUUCUGUAAAUAAACCUCCUUUUGUAACGAAA
Molecule: messenger RNA, 895 nt
Organism: Ostrinia nubilalis (European corn borer)
Lineage: Eukaryota; Metazoa; Arthropoda; Insecta; Lepidoptera; Crambidae
Gene: CPG14
Exons: 2
Coding region: 76-771 (231 amino acids)
Source: RefSeq, a predicted model, not a curated record